Molecule: messenger RNA, 387 nt
Organism: Striga hermonthica
Lineage: Eukaryota; Viridiplantae; Streptophyta; Magnoliopsida; Lamiales; Orobanchaceae
Source: the annotation of a GenBank genome assembly
AUGAAGAAGAACAAAUACGAAAGCCAAGAAGAAGAUGAUGAUGAUGAGGAGGAUGAUCGAGAAGAAGGCGUUAUUCCGGAGAUAGUGACGAAUCGGAUGAUUAGCAGAAUGGGCUUUUCUGUGGGGAUCCCACUUUUUAUUGGGCUCUUGUUCUUCCCCUUCUUCUACUAUCUCAAGGUUGGGCUGAAAAUCGAUGUUCCCACCUGGGUGCCCUUCAUCGUGUCCUUUGUCUUCUUCGGGGCAGCGCUUUUAGGGGUCAGUUACGGGAUUGUGUCCGCCAGCUGGGACCCGUUGAGGGAAGGCUCGCUGCUGGGCUGGAAUGAGGCCCGGAAGAAUUGGCCCGUUUUCUGGGGGUCGAUCUGGGGAGGGUCCAAGAACAAGUCGUGA